This is a messenger RNA of Penicillium verhagenii, 801 nucleotides long. RefSeq lists its product as uncharacterized. Bases 1 to 801 code for a protein of 266 amino acids. The transcript is spliced from 2 exons. Lineage: Eukaryota; Fungi; Ascomycota; Eurotiomycetes; Eurotiales; Aspergillaceae. The record is from RefSeq and is a predicted model, not a curated record.
AUGGCCAAGCCUCGGGUUACUAAAAGCCUCAAGAAAGGCCAUGCGCGUUCCGCUGCCAAGGGACCAAAGCCCACUGGCAAGGCUGCCGUUGCCGCGCCCUCUGCCUCGCGCUCUGCCCCGCGUUCCGCUCUUCCCCGCCCCGCUGUCCCCGCUGUUCCCCAACAGCCCAAGGCUGCCGUUACGGCGCCCUCUGCCUCGCCCUCCGCCUCGCGCUCUGCCCCGCGCCCCGCUCUUCCCCGCCCCGCUGUCCCCGCUGUCCCGGCUGUCCCCCAACAGUCCAGCGGCCCCAGCCUCCCCAUUCCUCCGCUUCCAGAGUGGAUGGAAUUCGACACUGUGGAAGAAGCGUCGACGUUCGCGAACCGUCACGCCAAGCCUUACGGUUUCGCCCUCGUCCGCGAGAAGUCCUGCAGGGACGGAGGACGCUACCUGACUUGCCGCCGAGGAGACAAAGAUUAUCGGCGCCAGGCAAAGGGGUCAGCUGGUCACUGCCCCUACGAGCCGAUCGUCAGGCUGGACCCGGGAACGCUGAAAUGGCGUAUCGUCUUCACGAAGGACGUCAGCCGGACGCACAGCCACGGCCAGUUCACCCCGCGCUUUGCGCAUUCCAUCCAUCGUCAGGAUGAACUCAAGAGGAAGGCCGAUACUAUCGGGCUGUACUUCGCAGCAAAGAUGACCUAUAAGGCCAUCGUUGCUUCGCUGAAGAGCCUGGAUAGUGAGUCCUGUGUCCUCGAGAGGGACCUCCCGGCGUUUAAGAUCACAUGGAACGCUGGCCGGAUUCUGGCCCCCCGGAAGAAGGCUUAG